UAUGAAACCACGUGUUUAUUAUUGUGUCCGCAGUACACAGUAUUCGGGUUUUAUUUUUAUUUUGCGUGACUUCGCUGUACCGAGCGGGUUUUGACCCAACAGCAGAAACAAUGCGCUGGCACAUCGCGGCUGCUCUUUUGUGGGCCGCCGUAGUUACAGAGGGAAAAGCCGUUCCUUCCCCUCCACAUUUUGGGAACAGCUACCAUGUCAAAGGAGUGAUCUCCCUGCCCUAUGCUGAGAUCAAGGAGCCGUUUGAGGCCUGGUUGGACCAAGCGGCAAAGUCCAGCCGGAUAGACUACUACCACGGCCAGGUGUCGACCUAUCAGUUCGGGGCAGAGCCGCCGUUCGGCGCCGCGUAUAAAAUCACCCCCGAGACCACGGAAACCACGCUGAACGCCAUGAAGUGUUUCCAGGCCAACGGAACGAAGGACGAGGCGGUGGCACCGCAGGCGGCGCUGCCCGACCCGCAGGGCUUCCAGUUCCUGAGGACCGAGUACUUCAGAGGUUCCCUGUGUGAGGUUUGGCAGAACGUGACCUCUGCGGGCUUCAAGAAGAACACGUACACCCUGUGGGUGACCCGGUCGGAGGGGGGCGCAGGCGGCAAGGAGGAGCCCCCCACGCCCCUCCAUUACGAGAUGAUGGGCUACAACACGCUGCUGGGCUCCCAUUACGACAAAUACCUGGUGGACUACAAAGAGUUCAGCACUCGGGUGGACCCCAGCGUUUUCUCGCUGCCCGAAGGGAUGAGCUGCGGCGGGUUUCCCGGUCCCGGGGUGGAGCACCACAUGUUGGCCAACCCGAUGAAAGACCUCAUCCACACCUCGGCAUCAGGCCACGCGCAGCGCAUGUUCAGCCACUUCAGGGACAAGUUUCAGCGGCGGUACGGCGACGAGCGAGAGCACGAGAGAAGGGGACACGCCUUCGUUCACAACCUCCGCUACGUCCACUCCAAGAACAGAGCUGGGCUGCCCUUCGCUCUGGCUCUCAACUCUCUGUCGGAUCGAACCGUGUCGGAGCUGGCCACCAUGAGAGGGAGGAAACGAGGAAAGAGCCCAAACAGAGGGCUCCCUUUCCCCUCCAAGAACUACCGAGGGGUGAAAGUGCCGGAGUCGAUUGACUGGAGGCUUUACGGUGCCGUGACCCCAGUGAAGGACCAGGCCAUCUGCGGCUCCUGCUGGAGCUUUGCCACCACUGGAGCAGUAGAGGGCGCUCUUUUCCUAAAGACGGGCUCGCUGCAGGUUCUGUCUCAGCAGAUGCUCGUGGACUGCUCCUGGGGUUUCGGCAACAACGGCUGCGACGGAGGGGAGGAGUGGCGAGGGUACGAGUGGAUGAUGAAGCACGGCGGCAUCGCCACCACAGAGACCUACGGAGCCUACAUGGGGAUGAACGGCUUUUGCCACGCCAACGCGUCCCAGCUCACCGCGCGCAUCCAGAGCUACACCAACGUGACCUCGGGGGACGCGGGGGCCCUGAAGCUGGCGCUCUUCAAGAACGGGCCGGUGGCCGUCAGCAUCGACGCGUCGCACCGCUCCUUCGUCUUCUACAGCCACGGCGUCUACUACGAACCGGCGUGCGGUAACACCACGGCCGAUUUGGACCAUGCCGUGCUCGCGGUGGGAUACGGCACCUUGGAAGGCGAGCCGUACUGGUUGGUGAAGAACUCGUGGUCGACCUACUGGGGCAACGACGGCUACAUCCUAAUGUCGAUGAAGGACAACAACUGCGGCGUCGCCACCGACGCGACGUAUGUCACGAUGGCGUAGAUCUGCCACUGACUGAAUGUUGAUUGAGGACGUUAAUGGUUCUGAGGUGUGGGAACGUCAAAGCGUGCCGCUUGGUGUAAUGAUUGAAUGCACGAGGAAGGAGCCGGCUUUUAUCCAACCUAGUUUGGCAUUUCUUUGCUGGGGGCUACAGUGUCUUCUCUUCAGUUGCACAAGCUACAUUUUGCAACAUAUCUCCACCCGGUCUUUUACUUUACAAUGUUCGGCCUUCAAAUGCACUAAAAUGGAAUCGAUUGCAAUAAAAAAAGUUGAAAAGGAAACUUUUCUGACUUGAGAUUCUUGUUGGUGGAACACAUUUACAUUUAAUGCAUUGGAGCAAACUGAUCUUGUACAACUUUGCUAUGUGAGUAAAUGUAUGUUCCUCAUAGUCAUCAGAGUGAGUAAUUCUACAGAGUAUAAUUCAAUGUAUUAAAAACCAAACUGACCUCAACAAGCAAAUGAAGUAUUUCUACACAGGAUGGUCACAGUUGCUUCCUAUAGAAUCCAUGGAAAAACUACAAACACAUUAUUCCAAGAAAAGGCUCCAUUGGGCAUCACAAGGUUAACUAGUGCAUGCAAUAUCUCACUUGAAAUUUAGAACAUAGAAAACAGUGGCUCGUCUAACAGAGAAUGAACAACACGCUAAUACAAAAUGAUCACUAUUGACGAUUAUUCAAA
Molecule: messenger RNA, 2438 nt
Organism: Pungitius pungitius (ninespine stickleback)
Lineage: Eukaryota; Metazoa; Chordata; Actinopteri; Perciformes; Gasterosteidae
Exons: 11
Coding region: 111-1763 (550 amino acids)
Biological process (GO): immune response; positive regulation of apoptotic signaling pathway; positive regulation of peptidase activity
Cellular component (GO): lysosome
Molecular function (GO): cysteine-type endopeptidase activator activity involved in apoptotic process; cysteine-type endopeptidase activity
Source: RefSeq, a predicted model, not a curated record